Molecule: messenger RNA, 246 nt
Organism: Beauveria bassiana ARSEF 2860
Lineage: Eukaryota; Fungi; Ascomycota; Sordariomycetes; Hypocreales; Cordycipitaceae
Exons: 5
Coding region: 1-246 (81 amino acids)
Source: RefSeq, a predicted model, not a curated record
AUGGAUACAUCUACACAACCUCAGAUCAGUUUACAAGGCCAAGGACCUAGUGGCGGAGUGGUCAACCGUCGCAGGCAGCCUUCGUGCCUUCGUGCCUUCGUGUUUAUGGACUGCAAGCUAUGCCUCUAUCCCAGCAAGCUGAGGUUCAAGCAUGACUCUGGCUUCUCAGGGACACAAUCAGCAACAUUUUGUGUGGCUGCAUCAAUCACUUUGAUGCUUGAACUGGUUACUGUCAUGCGUACCUAA